UUGUGGCGAAAAGUUCUUACGAGUGUCACCAUUUUUCACACAAAGUAAAUUUUUACACUGCGUUUAUUUCCUUCAUGAAAUUGACGUGGCAUUUGCAUUUUCCAUUCUAUAAUUAGUGAGAAUUGUAAUUGUUGUGUCUGCGGCUCACAUUGGUGAUACAUUGGAGCAAUGGGACUCACAAUAUCCAGCCUAUUUUCACGUCUCUUCGGCGAGAAACAGAUGCGAAUUUUGAUGGUGGGUCUCGAUGCUGCUGGGAAGACAACAAUCCUGUACAAGCUAAAAUUGGGAGAAAUUGUCACGACCAUUCCAACGAUUGGCUUCAAUGUUGAGACUGUUCAAUACAAAAAUAUCUGCUUUACUGUAUGGGAUGUUGGUGGUCAGGACAAAAUCAGACCCCUCUGGAGACACUAUUUCCAGAACACACAGGGUCUCAUCUUUGUGGUGGAUUCCAAUGAUCGAGAACGUGUGGGAGAGGCUGAAAAAGAAUUGCAGAAUAUGCUGACAGAAGAUGAAUUAAAGGAUGCUGUAAUAUUAAUAUUUGCCAAUAAACAAGAUUUGCCCAAUGCAAUGACGGCGGCUGAGCUCACGGAUAAGUUGAAUCUUAAUCAAAUGAGAAAUCGUCGCUGGUACAUUCAGGCAACCUGCGCCACCCAAGGACAUGGUCUGUAUGAGGGGCUAGACUGGCUGUCCAAUGAGUUGGUUAAGAAAUAAGAUAUCUCACCAAUUUUUUUUUUGUAAUGUAUUAAUUGAUCAGCGAGUCCCGGUGAAUUUAAUGAAAGAAAAAAAGAAAAAUCCCAAUUAUGGCACACAGAUGUGUACGUAAAUUUAUUUUAAAAAUAAUAUGUCUUAGAUACUA
Molecule: messenger RNA, 856 nt
Organism: Phlebotomus papatasi
Lineage: Eukaryota; Metazoa; Arthropoda; Insecta; Diptera; Psychodidae
Gene: Arf102F
Product: ADP-ribosylation factor 2
Exons: 3
Coding region: 169-711 (180 amino acids)
Biological process (GO): vesicle-mediated transport; intracellular protein transport
Cellular component (GO): cytoplasm; plasma membrane
Molecular function (GO): GTPase activity; GTP binding
Source: RefSeq, a predicted model, not a curated record